Hippocampus zosterae (dwarf seahorse) is the source of this 4926-nucleotide messenger RNA. Its product is annotated as large neutral amino acids transporter small subunit 4-like. The coding region runs from base 286 to 2019 and encodes 577 amino acids. Gene Ontology annotation, molecular function: neutral L-amino acid transmembrane transporter activity; L-amino acid transmembrane transporter activity. Gene Ontology annotation, biological process: neutral amino acid transport; transmembrane transport. NCBI's taxonomy places the organism in Eukaryota, Metazoa, Chordata, Actinopteri, Syngnathiformes, Syngnathidae. The record is from RefSeq and is a predicted model, not a curated record. The transcript has 15 exons.
GGGAGGGCGACGUUGUUUGUGCAUCGGCUCUGCGGCCGCUAUAUAAUGUCGACAAUGACAAGGGAAUGGAGAAACUCACUAAAAGAACGACCACGCUCGUCCUACGAGACAACUUUGACCUCAACCGGCUUGUCGACGGACGUCUGGACGCGAAGAGGCGGAUCGGACUGAAAACUGAGGUGUCUUUGUCCCCGAAGCCGCGCACACUCAGGCGACCAUAGCUGACCUUCCAUCUCUCCUGUCACACGAGUGAAGCAUUCCACCGCUCUUGUCCUCUCAGUCGGGAUGGCUCCUACCUUGGCUACGGCUUUCAGCCGCCGUUGGUGGAUGGCGGUGACGGCGGUCAUCGAGAACCUGCUUUUCUCUGCUGUUCUCCUGGGCUGGGGAUCCCUGCUCAUCAUGCUCAAGUCAGAGGGCUUCUAUUCCUACCUGUGCAAAGCACCAGACAACAACAGCUCCAACUUCAGUCUCUCCAACACGUCUGACGCUGAGGCGUCCGACGCCGAGGAGUACCUGGAGAUGAACGGCUGGCAAAUCUGCAAGGACCAGGAUGAGAUGCUGAACCUGGCCUUCACUGUGGGCUCCUUCCUGCUGUCCGCCAUCACCCUGCCCAUGGGCAUCGUCAUGGACAAAUAUGGGCCGCGGAAGCUGCGACUUCUGGGCAGCGCCUGCUUUGCCUUCUCCUGCCUCCUCAUCGCCUAUGGAGCCAGCGAUCCCAACAAUCUGUCCAUCCUGAUCUUCUUUGCCUUGGCCAUGAACGGAUUCGGAGGCAUGUGCAUGACUUUCACCUCUCUGACGCUUCCCAACAUGUUCGGAGACCUCAGGUCGACCUUCAUCGCCCUGAUGAUCGGAUCGUACGCCUCCUCUGCUGUUACUUUCCCAGGCAUUAAGGUACUCUAUGACCUGGGUGCUACCUUCAUCUCCAUCUUGCUGGUUUGGGCCGGUUGCGCCUGUCUGCUCUUCAUCAACUGCUUCGUCAACUGGCCGCUGGAACCUUUCCCUGGCCCGGAGGACAUGGACUUCACAGUGAAGAUCAAAUUCAGCUGGCUGGGAUUUGACCACAAGAUCACAGGGAAGCAGUUUUACCGGCAGGUGACCACGGUGGGGCGCCGUCUGAGUGUAAGCAACUCAGUAACGCAGCAACAGCCGCCUUCCAAAGACCUCGCUUCUCAAGACGCCAGCAAGAUGUGCCUGUCCGCCGUCGACCUGCAGGUGACGUGCAAGUCCCAAGAAGAAGCCCAGACAUUCAUGAGGAGCGUGUUGAGCCCCAUCUUCCUCCUGAGCCUCAUCACCAUGUGCGUCACCCAACUGCGCCUCAUUUUCUACAUGGGCGCGAUGAACACAAUUCUGGAGUCGCUGACCGAUGGAGAGCUCAACACUGUGGAACGGAUGCAAGUGGUCAGCACAUACACGUCCAUCUUCGGCGUACUGCAGCUAUUGUGUCUGGCGACUUCCCCAGUGAUUGGCUACGUCAUGGACUGGAGACUGAAAGAUUGCGAGGAUGAAAAUGACAAGUAUACUGCCAGGGAGCCUGGACAGCCUCGUCGGCCGGACAAAAAGAUUCAGAAGAUCAUCAACUCCACCCGAGCCUUCAUCUUCACCAACUUACUCCUGGUGUGCUUUGGAGUAACCUGCGUCAUACCCAGCCUCCCACUUCAGAUUCUGUCCUUUGUCCUGCAUACAAUUGUACGGGGCUUCAUCCACUCUGCGGUUGGCGGCCUCUACGCUGCUGUGUACCCAUCCUCUCAGUUUGGCAGCCUGACAGGCAUGCAGUCUCUGAUCAGCGCUCUGUUCGCCUUGCUCCAGCAGCCUCUAUUCAUGGCCAUGGUGGGACCCCUGGAGGGAGACCCCUUAUGGGUGAACGUGGGCCUUUUGUCGCUGAGCAUGCUGGGAUUUUGCCUACCCUUCUACCUGCUGUGUCACAGCCGACACCUCCAGCGUCUCAGAGACGAGCACGAUGACGACCCAAAGAUCUUCGUCAAGAUGGAAAACGGCAACAAGAUCGAGGCCUUUGUCUAGAUCCAGAGCAAGCACUUGGAUGAAUUCCAUAAACUUGACAAACUACACGGGGUCGGGGGGGGGGGGGGGGGGGGCGAGAAGAAAAGAGACGAGACAGGAGUCGCGGAGGUCACUUGCCUCUUGUAGGAACUCUUGCACUGUUUCUGUGGUGCCUCUCUGGGUUUGAACACGCACUCGUUCACAAACACAGUCAUGACUGGCCAACUGUGUUUCCUGCACAACUGCACACAGCUUCACCAUCACUGACAUCGGACACUGUGAUAAACUGGAUACACACACACACACACACAUGCAGACACGCAUGCAAUUUCAAGUUCCUUGGUGGUACAAUUGCAUCACUGAAGUGAGCGGUAAAACCGACAGACACAAAGCAAGUCUGGCUGUGACGAGACCACCCGUUACAGUUCUUGACGUUGAUAUUCAAAUCAUACUUUGCAUUGUUUUUGCUCAGCCUGUUCUUCCAUGAAAUGAGAUUAGAAGUAGAACAGCACACUCAAAUGGAAAAGCCCCAGUGCGCAGAUUGAACAGAAGAUUAAAUGAGUAUUGGGCUUUUAAGCCGCCACACAAAUCUAGAACCAGGAGGACUUUGGCUCGAGGACCUGUGCUCACACGUAACAUCAAAAGAUGGAGUCCAUUUUUACAUGUGAUAGUCAUGUCAAGUGAUGUCAUGGCUCAAGUAUUCUUUUCUUACAAACCACCUUGAGGGCAUUAGAAAAAAACUAAACAAUCAAAGACAGCAGAAUUGGUAGCAAACCAUGGUGGAAACAUACGAAGUCAUGCUGAUGUGAUGCAGUGUAUGAAAAUGAUUUUGCUGCCUGUUAGCGACUCCGACUGCUGGCUCUGGUGUUCAAACUUCCAAGUCUGGAGACUUUGUAUCACCACCUUAGAUCCACGUUUAAACGUUCGCUCUUUGUAUGUGACACGUUUCGCAGGAUAUUGUUAAAUAAUUGUUGUCUAUAUAUGUGUAAGCAAAAAAAAUGGUGUGCUUAAGAGAAUGAGACCUGAAAAUAGAUGCUGCAGGGUUGGCGUGGUGCGCAGGUGAAGUACCAUGUCAUUUUUUCGCGUGGCUUAGCUGUAGUAGCAAUAAGUUCCUCUGUGAGAUGCCAGGCAAGCACACUGUCGGUCAACAUACAUUUACAUUUUUUACGGUGAUUUUUUUUUUUUUAACCCUUUUACGGAGAGCGUUUACUACAGUGGGCAGCUUAUCAUGUUAACAGGUUACAGGGUGCAUGAAAGGGUUCAAAUGCCAUCAUUAGAAUGCAGCAAAAAGAGCAGCGCCUGCCUAUUUCCUUGGUUUGCUGUCCGUUUGCAGACAUCCUCACUGUAAAAACCAAGUGUCAAAGGCAGCAACAAUGCAUUCGCACUCAUCCUCUGUGGAAAACGUGAGAAUCCAAAUGGCUGAGAAUAGUUACAAAUGUUUUCGGAUGACGAGCCAAACCGACGCGUCUUGCCUGGCAUGAACUCACAGAGGCACUUCCUAAGAGUGCCUCUCGGUAAGUGCAAAUGAUGGAAGAAGUGGAACUCCACGGGAUGUGUCUCACCCCUCUGCCUUCCAUCUUUUACGUCCAUCCAUGUCACUGUCCAUCCAUCCAUCUCUCCGUCCGUCCACAAAUGACUUCCAAUGCCUGAGCUGAGAGACGAGCCUCCGCCCCCGUAAGAGGCUUCCCAUGAAUUGCACACCAUGCACUUUAGACCCCCUAGAAUGGACCUCAGCUGUGUAUUUCCGAAUAGUUUUGCUCCUGUCCGUGGCAAGAACAAUGCUCGGCUGCUGGCUGGUGGGACACGUCACCAAAGAAUGUAAAAUGAAAAAAUAUGGGAACAGAAAGGCAGACGUUUUUUUUUGUUUGUUUUGUUGUUGUUGUUUUUAUAAACUCCCGUAGAAGACUAGAUUUCAUGGCAUGCUCGUUACAUUGGGCUCAUAUACAGGCCACAAUAAGAGUCUUGUCUCUCAGCUCAAGAACGUCCAUCGAGGCAUGAUGGAAGACUUUGAAAGUUCAUAAAUGCAUGGAAACUUAAUGAAAUGCCAGUGGCUAUAUUGAACAUGAUCAUAUGUAUGAAUUCUCGGCUGGCUUUUUGCCCAGCAUGCACGGGUGCUAUAGUUAACGCGAAUGAGACGAUUGAAAUCAUUUUGGAAUCUUCUCGCGGAUGCAGAUACUUUGGGAGAGAAAUAAGAGAGCAACUUAGAAGAAUUCAUGGCACGUUAAUAUAGCCAUUGUUUUUCAAAGGACAAUUUUUGAUCCGGCCAGACUUGGCUCUUGUGUCUUAUUCUGUUUCAAUAUAUGCUCAGCUUUGAUCCACAAACAAGCUUUUGUGCACAAAAAUGUCGUUUAAUCGGUUUGUCUUAAGUUAACUGUCGCAUACCUUAUUCACGCUAUAUUUGAUUGGUUACACCCUUUAUGGUUUUCAAAAGAGAACUGAAAGAAUGAGUGGUUGAGUUGGUUGGUAAAAUCCGUUUGCUCCCUAAUCGGGAUUUGCAGGAUAUGAAUCUGCAUUUUCCCUUACCUUAAAACACCUCAUCGCUUCUGAUGUGAUUCAUCAAAGUCUACUCGACGAAUGACUUUCCAUUCUGACUGAUGUAUUGAUGUUUCGAUAAACCGCUUGUCCGCUGAUUGUCAAUCAAGGUGCCAUAUAGAUUCCAUUCAGGUGUUUCAUGUCAUGUUCGUGAUGAUCGAUAUCUGACAUAAUGCUUUUUUUUCCUUUUUACUCCCCUGACAUGAAUAUUUGUAUGAAUGAUUUUCAUUUCAUUUGAACUUCUUAGUUGUUUGGAGUUUUUUAAAAUUAUUUUUAUCUUAUUUUUUACAUUGUAUAUUUUAUGUUAUUCUUGUAUCACAUUAAUACAUUGUCAUUUUAAAUCAUGUUGUAACUUGAUGAAAAAAAAUCAUUGAAAAGAAUAAAGCGUAAUUUGUA